AUGACCCUACUCCAGACACUCCCAGCUCCAGCCCAUCCAACCAUAGAAGAUGACGGAACCGAAGCUGAGCAGGAACCAGCCUCUUCGUCGAGCCAUGAAGUGCUCAUCCACGAAAUCCCUCCGUAUGGCGCCCGAAAGGACUGGAAACCCCGACUACCCGACCAUUUUGGUGAUGGUGGUGCCUAUCCCGAGUGCCAUAUCGCCCAGUACCCCUUGGAAAUGGGACGGAAGAAACAUACCUCGAUUGGAAAUACGCUAGCGUUGACAGUCGAUGGGGAAGGGAAGAUUGAUUACACGAAGAUUGCCAAGCAAGGACAUCGAGACGACCGACACGUCCAAGCACAAUUCAAGGACCUAGUCCCACUUGCACAUCGAGUCGAUCUGGAUGACUCUGCACGAGAGAUGGAGCGGCCCUCGGCCGAGCAGGUUCAGGCCACCGCCGACCGCACUCGAAUGGCCCUCGAAAAACAAACCAACAUUCGCAUCAAGGCUGCCCAGCCAAAACAUGUACCCGAGACCGGGGGGAACGUCAGCUUUGUUCGAUACACCCCCAACGGCGAGGAAGGCAAGCAACGGAUCAUCAAGAUGGUCGAGUGCGUCGAAGACCCUCUCGAACCUCCGCGCUUCAAGCACAAGAAAAUCCCACGUGGCCCCCCCAGUCCGCCUGCGCCCAUCCUCAGAAGUCCGCCUCGGAAAAUCACCAGUGAAGACCAGAAGGCUUGGAUGAUCCCCCCUUGUAUUUCUAACUGGAAGAACAAUAAAGGUUACACGAUUCCCCUCGAUAAGCGUUUAGCUGCUGACGGUAGAGGUCUCCAAGACGUUAGUGUUCUCCAUCUGCACUACAUCACACACAUACUUUCACCUGUAGCCUCUCGAACAGCUGCUGACCAUUUGCUAUACAUUUGUUCUGUAACACUCCAGACACACAUCAACGACAGGUUUGCUCAACUAUCAGAAUCACUAUACGUUGCGGAUCGACUGGCAAGAGAAGAGGUCCGACAACGCUCGUUAUUAGAACAGCGUUUGGCGCAGAAGGAGAAGGAGCAGAAGGAGGAGAACCUACGACAGCUUGCGCAACGGGCACGAGAAGAACGAUCAGGGAUUCCGCGCGUGGUAGCCGGAGCAUCGAAGGGGAACAACAUGUCGGCAGCGUUAGCGGGAUAUGGGAGUGAUACGGACUCUGAAGGCGAUGGUGGAUCCGAGCGUGGUGGUCGUCGGUCGGAGAAAGCGGGCGGAGACGAUAGCGAAGAUGACGGAGGCAGCGAGGAUCUGGACGAAGAGGCGGCGCGUGCACGAGACGAACUCAGGAAGGAGCGCCGCAAGGAGCGGGAGCGUGAGAUGCGGAUGAACAACAUGGGCAACGAGAAACGCGCACAGCAUUUCGCGCGGACCCAGAACCGGGACAUCGGCGAGAAGAUCGCCCUGGGGCUGGCCAAGCCGACGAUCUCCAAGGAGUCCAUGAUCGACUCGCGGCUCUUCAACCAAGAGAAGCUGAACGGCUCGUUCGGCGACGAGGACUCCUACAACCUCUACGACCGCCCUCUCUUCUCAGGCGCGUCUGCCGCGGCGGCGAUCUAUAAGCGGGGCGGGGCGGCGGCUGACGAUGAGCCCCCGGCGGCUACUGACGAACGAUACGGUGGAGGGACCGAAGAAGGCAUCAGCCAUGCUAUGCGCAACGACCGUUUCGGGCUCGGGGUGGCUGGCAAAGGCUUCGAAGGCGCCGAACUGCAAGAGUCUCGUGAUGGGCCUGUCCAAUUUGAACGGGAUACGACCUUGAUAGCCUCCGAUCCCUUCGCGAUCGACGCGUUCUUGGACGAGGCGAAGAAGGGCGUCAAGCGCGGCUUGGAGCCUGCCCCGGGCAGCUCGUCCAAAUCCCGAGGUGACGAUCCCCACGAUUCUAAGAAACGCCGCGGCUGA
This is a messenger RNA of Puccinia triticina, 1917 nucleotides long. RefSeq lists its product as uncharacterized. Lineage: Eukaryota; Fungi; Basidiomycota; Pucciniomycetes; Pucciniales; Pucciniaceae. The transcript is spliced from 4 exons. Gene Ontology annotation, cellular component: spliceosomal complex. The record is from RefSeq and is a predicted model, not a curated record. Gene Ontology annotation, biological process: mRNA splicing, via spliceosome. The coding region runs from base 1 to 1917 and encodes 638 amino acids.